Diversispora eburnea is the source of this 363-nucleotide messenger RNA. Lineage: Eukaryota; Fungi; Glomeromycota; Glomeromycetes; Diversisporales; Diversisporaceae. The record is from the annotation of a GenBank genome assembly.
AUGCCUACCUCAGUAAUAACUCCAUGUAUGGCUGUAAGGAUUAGAACAAUUAUCGGUGAGUCAAAUUUAUCAUCAAAGUUCAAAUAUAAGGAACAAAAAGAAAAAAUGAGGUCCAUGAUUUCCCCUAAUCAAAUAAAACAUACUAAAAAAAUUAAGAGUUUUAAAUUGAUACCAAGUUCUAUCUUAAGAACAUACUUAGAACUAAACAGUCCAGCUCUCUUAAUAGUAUUAAAAUUAUCAUCUCCCAAACCAACAGUCAAUACUCAUACUGACAGCGGUGCGGUUAUUUCUGAAAUUGCCAAGAUAAAUGAGUUAGAGGUCGAACUAACCAAAAGUGGAAGCGCAUGUUGGGAACUUACAUAA